AUGAUUGGAGCCAAUGGCCUCGUCAUCGAACUGGAUCCCGGAAAAAUUUUUGAGACUGGACACAAGGUCACAAGGCUUUACACGUCUAUUCAAGGUAUUUUAGAGCAACGCAUAAAAAACCUGAUUCUUCCCCCCACAACCACCUGUGGGGAAGACUUUGAUAUGUUGAUUACCUCAAAUGUGAAGCCGUGGAUAUUCGCGGACACAACAAGAGCACGAAAACAGUUCUCUACACAGGAGGAUAAAUACCAGGGUGAUCUUCUUGUUAAUUACAUUCCAGUCGCGUCAAAAACUCCUUACUUCAAACAAAAGCCAGUUGCGAGUAAUGAAUACAGACAGAGUGGAUGGAUUGUUGACCCGUUUUAUGAAGAUUCACUUGCCCUGGUCUCAUCCAUUCACUCAGUAACCUUCAGUCGAUCCACAGUGGAAGAACCAGCCAUUCGUUCUUCAUUUACGAAAGCACUGCAUUCCGAUACAUACUGGCUGCCUACAAGGAAGGUGACUGUCCAAGGAACACUGCUUUGCAGCGUCUACACCCGGUUGGAGGGCGUUGGCGUUGGAUCUCCAAGAUUUCAUGUCGUCCGCAAAAGUGGACACGGACUGUUCACCAGAAAAAAUCGUGACUCCUGCCUUAUUUUACUAAAAUUUCGAUUCAAAAAAUACCGUGACCUUCCACCUACUCCGCAUCUUUCGCUGGAUAUGGCUUCCCCAAGUUGGGUCGUUGUGGCGACCUAA
This is a messenger RNA of Opisthorchis viverrini, 735 nucleotides long. RefSeq lists its product as hypothetical. NCBI's taxonomy places the organism in Eukaryota, Metazoa, Platyhelminthes, Trematoda, Opisthorchiida, Opisthorchiidae. The record is from RefSeq and is a predicted model, not a curated record. Bases 1 to 735 code for a protein of 244 amino acids. The transcript has 7 exons.